AUGUCUACUUUUAGUGUAGUCAGUUUUUGUCACUCUGGAUUCCUCACAUACCUUGUGCUAUUCUCUUUUUACAUUUCAAUAGCGUCGUCAGUGAGCCUUGACUUGACUGAACUAAGAAACAAGGUUGCAAAGAUCAAAGUUCACCCAAGAGGAAAUUUAUGGGCAACAGGUCAUUUUAUGGGGAAGAAAAGUGUUGUGGACAGCGAACACUUGCCGACAGAGGAUGACGCCAUCGAGGCUGCACUGGUCGAACCCACGGACCUCUACCACGAGGCGCUGAAGAUCGCGCUUCAAACACACCUCGACUCGCAACAGAUCCGCCCCAAUAUUCCGGAGACUGCAUUAUUAAUGAAGAUAUUAGAAAGCUACAUCCAAGGCAACAGAAAAUGGUGAUGACAUGCAUCGACUGAGAUCUUCAAAGAGUUUAAUUUACAUGUAAUAUUUAAUUGCAUUUUCAUUAAUUGUAUUAACUAUAGUGUACAAAACGUCUAAAGGCCUCCCGGGGUAAAAGGAACUUUUGAUUUUAUUUUUUCCCAAAACACUAAAUAGCAACGAAAUCUACCACAGCACUUUCCUAAACACCUGUUUGUCACUAUACACUGCAAAAUAUUCCUGAACCAUGAGCUUAUUGCGAGUAGUGUCUAAAGUUUGAUUUUGAGGCAAUUUGAUCUAAUUUAAUUAAAAUGUUGCACAUUUAUGUACACUUAAAAUACUUAUUUGUCAUUUUCAGUUUUGUUCAAGGUCAUAUUUGUUUUUUUAAUUAUUUUAAAAUUAUUUUUUAACUAUCCAGUAAGUGAAAUGAAAGUAUUUGGGGUAAAAAGACCCACCAUAAAACACUUAACACUUAACACUUCUUAAGUGGGGGGAAUAGAUUUGUUCUGAAAAAUGUUCAAAGUGUGCUCACAUUGACUGAUCCAAUCUGAAUGGAGAUUAUUUUGUUUAUAGAAUACUAGAGAUGAUAUAAAAUGCCAAAUGUGUUUGAAAUUAACAGGAAAUUGUGCACACAUUAUUUUGAAUAGAAUUAUCUUUAUUUGUUACUCAAAAAUGCAUCUUGAUGUCUCAAAAGUAUUUGCAUUAAUUGACCAAUUUUGCCCAAUAACUUUUGUCCCUAUAUCUACAUGAUAUCACUAUAACCCCCCUCGGGGCCUUUUACUCCAAGUGUGGGGUAAAAGGCUCCCUCACCACUUUUUUAAAAAACUGAAUUUUAAUCAAAACACCCUUCUGUUAUAAUUUCUUUUCACACAAAUUAUGUUGCUCCAUCAAUAUUCAAUCAAAAGAAAUAAAUGUUUUCGGUCUGGAUACAUUUUGUGACCAGAAAAAAAAAAAAAAAAAAAGUGCUAAUUUUACUUAAGGUGUGCCUUUAGCCCCAUUGUA
This is a messenger RNA of Myxocyprinus asiaticus (Chinese sucker), 1374 nucleotides long. Its product is annotated as neuromedin-B-like. Gene Ontology annotation, biological process: positive regulation of hormone secretion; neuropeptide signaling pathway. Gene Ontology annotation, molecular function: neuromedin B receptor binding; neuropeptide hormone activity. Gene Ontology annotation, cellular component: neuron projection. The record is from RefSeq and is a predicted model, not a curated record. The transcript has 3 exons. Bases 1 to 393 code for a protein of 130 amino acids. Lineage: Eukaryota; Metazoa; Chordata; Actinopteri; Cypriniformes; Catostomidae.